This is a messenger RNA of Penicillium nucicola, 750 nucleotides long. RefSeq lists its product as uncharacterized. The transcript has a single exon. NCBI's taxonomy places the organism in Eukaryota, Fungi, Ascomycota, Eurotiomycetes, Eurotiales, Aspergillaceae. The record is from RefSeq and is a predicted model, not a curated record. Bases 1 to 750 code for a protein of 249 amino acids.
AUGAACAAAUCCCGCCGCAUCGGGGAGACCAUGUUCGCCAUUCACAGAGAGAGAAUCAUGAGGCGGAAUGAAGAGAGGAUCAUUAUGCGAGACAAAAACAAGAUUUUGAUGCGAGAUAAUCAUGAGAGCCCAUCUCAGAAUAAGCGUGCCUGGAUCUGUGAAAACACCCAGAACGAGGACAGCAUGGUUGCUUCCCUGGAAACUUUGAAUGACGCCAAGAAACACCUUUGUCGCCAGAAAACCUUCAUUGACGCUCUUUCUGUUGACAGGCCUGUUCUCUGCAAGAAGCGAAAGACCGAUCGUGUCGCCAAUGACGAUAAAUCAGAGGUUCAGCAAAUUGACGUUAUCGAUCUCUCUUUGGAUUCUGAAGAUACAGGAGGCAAAUUUCCUACACGAGACACAAAACAUGGCUGGGGUGGGCAGGGCAGCUGGACAGAAAGAUCUGACAAUCGGGACAAAGAGUCUCGUGCAGAAAGACUUCCUGCAUGGGGUACAGAGGCCUACCAAAAUGCAGGCAAAAGACACCAUGUCCGUCAUCUUUCCCACAGGGAAAAUCCUCGCACUAGUCCUCAGUGGCAGCGGCGCCAGGAAUAUGGCUUGGGACUGCCUUCAGCUGGUAAUAACAGCCAGCUGUUCACCAGCUUCAUGGGAAACACUUCUCUGGGUGUUCAGAACCGGCUUGGUCGCCAGUUCGCUCGCUCCGUGAGCCAGCAGAACGAGAAGAAUAUGAGCCAAGCUUGGGGAAACUGA